CAUGCGAAACCUCGUGCCACCAUCAGUUCUCGAUCAGCAAUCAGAUGGUGAGGUUAGCUAUUCCGAAGUUCCUUUUUCUUCAUGCGAAGUUGUUCGACUGUGACUGUUUAUGAUGAACAACAGACUAUUUAGUUUUACUUUAUAUCAAUUUCGGGUAUACGGUAGUAGAUGAUACGGUAUAAUGCAGUCUUCCAAAGCCAAUAAUGGGGUUCCAAGGGGUUUCUUAGCCGGGGUUAGAUAUGAACACCUACUUGCUGGAGUAUCUGGAGGAGUUGCAUCCACACUUAUCCUUCACCCGCUCGACCUCCUCAAAGUGCGAUUUGCAGUGCCCGACACUGGACGCAUAUCCUCAGCGGGACUAUCAGCUGCAGCAGCAGCCGCUGCCGUGCAAAGGCCCCACUACACGGGGCUCGGUCAUGCCACUUCAGCCAUAUGGAGGACUGAGGGAGUGAGAGGCUUCUACAAGGGCGUUACACCCAACCUUUGGGGAGCUGGUGCAGCCUGGGGACUGUAUUUUCUCUUCUACAACAUGGUGAAGAGCGAGUACCAGUCCCGUCAUGGCAGGGUUCAGCUGGGACCCGGCAUGCAUAUGCUCGCAGCUGCUCAGGCUGGCGUGGCAACUCUCUUGCUCACCAAUCCCAUCUGGGUCGUCAAAACCAGGUUGUGUCUGCAGUACGACAAUGUUGGCAGCACCAGCAACAGUCUUCGUUACAAUGGCAUGGUUGAUGCGCUCAGCAAAACCUACAGAAUGGAAGGCAUUAAGGGACUAUACAAGGGUUUGGUGCCCGGUCUAUUCGGCGUAAGUCACGGCGCUCUGCAGUUCAUGGCCUACGAAGAGCUCAAGCUUACAUACAACUCCCACUUCAACAGGCCUCCCUCAGCAAAGCUGGACACGAGCGAGUACCUGGCGUGCGCGGCGCUGUCGAAGCUGUUCGCUGCGGUGACGACGUACCCGUACCAGGUGCUGCGUGCCCGCAUGCAGGACCAGCACGCCGACUACGCUAACCUGAGGGCCUGCAUCCGCUUCACGUGGAGGCAUCACGGAGCUAAGGGGUUCUACCGAGGCCUCGCACCUAACUUGCUGCGAGUUGUCCCCGCCACAGCCAUCACGUUUGUAGUCUACGAGAAAACCUCCCAGAAGCUCAUGGGAAACUCAAAUCCGGACGAUGGUGCUCAGACCAGUGUUCCUGCUCCUGACCCACCCGACCCCAAAGUGUAGGAGAUCCAGUUCAUCAGUUCAUGAGUAAUCGUGUGAGAGAAUGAGACUCUAGUUUCCAUUUAUCUAAUUACUCGAAUGAUGCGUUCAUUCUCGAGCGUUUGGUGAUCGAUCGUGACUACGCGUUUUCAUCAUAGUGAGACUGACGUGGUCUCCUUGACAAACUGUGCCAACAUCGUUGAACACCAAUGCUCGUAGACUUCUGUAUGAACCUCUCUAGUCAAAAAUAGUUCAUGAGAGAACUUCUCACGGUCACUGAAAAGUGCAGUGUUAAUGACUGGUUAGUGCUCGGCUACCUAAAAAUUUUUGUGUGUAGUAGACUUACCUAACAUAACUAGGCUCUCCUCAACGUACAAAUUUAUAAAAUAAACGAAAAUUUCAUUUGUAUUACUUUGAAUGCUCUAGUCUAGUCUAACCAAGUCAACCUUCGUUCAUUUUACCUGCAACCGCUUGCGUCCUUGUUUACCACCGCUCACUUUGCCACUGCUAAACCUAAAUUCGCCUGCAGCUAUUUCGACAGAGCUUUGAACAUAUUGGUUCGUAACACCUGGCAAAACUUCUAGUGUGAAACUUCUAUUCUGCGUGUUGAAAUUCCGUAAAAUCUCUUGUUCAAAUUCCAAUAAGACAGACAUGAGUUGCUUGCUCUAUUCAGUAAAACAAUAGACAUACUCAUCUGGAAAAAAGGAAUAUGAACAACGUUUAAAUUACCCACGGUCUUUUUCGCGGUAUCGGUAUCGGCAGUGUAAAAAACAAAUCUUGGUUAAUAGCUUUAAGCUCUAAGAGUUUACUGGUGUUGCUGAGCUAUAAAUUGUUAAUUUUCAUAUGUCGGUAAUACGAUGCAACGAUGGGUCAUAUCGAGACGUGAUUUUGGGAAGAUUUCAUGUAUAGAUUUUUUUUUUAUUUGGAAGCUUUCAUGUACAUAUAUAGGAGAUCUACGAAACAUUUCAGACUCGAGGUUACCUCAGCCUCUUCUGUCAUACUGUCAUGUUUAACUGUACGGACAUGUCUAGCAAUAUUAAUGUAAUUCGCAGAAGAGAGUUCAACUUAUUUCCGUACAAACAGCAUUGUAGGUCCUUAACAUUUAUUUAUGUGAUACCGCUGUCUGUAAAUAAAAUCACAGUUUUC
Hyalella azteca is the source of this 2341-nucleotide messenger RNA. Its product is annotated as mitochondrial folate transporter/carrier. Gene Ontology annotation, biological process: nucleotide transport; folate import into mitochondrion. The coding region runs from base 182 to 1219 and encodes 345 amino acids. The transcript is spliced from 7 exons. Gene Ontology annotation, cellular component: mitochondrion. The record is from RefSeq and is a predicted model, not a curated record. Gene Ontology annotation, molecular function: folic acid transmembrane transporter activity; FAD transmembrane transporter activity. Lineage: Eukaryota; Metazoa; Arthropoda; Malacostraca; Amphipoda; Hyalellidae.